Messenger RNA from Aphanomyces invadans, 2692 nucleotides. RefSeq lists its product as hypothetical. The transcript has 2 exons. The record is from RefSeq and is a predicted model, not a curated record. NCBI's taxonomy places the organism in Eukaryota, Oomycota, Saprolegniomycetes, Saprolegniales, Verrucalvaceae. Gene Ontology annotation, cellular component: extracellular region. Gene Ontology annotation, molecular function: sphingomyelin phosphodiesterase activity; phosphatidylinositol binding. Bases 267 to 2588 code for a protein of 773 amino acids.
GACACGCAUCUCGAGAUUCGGCCGCGCAACUGCCGCUCCGACGACGCCAUCCCACAGCCGCCCACGGAGCCUUCAUUGACGAAAUUGAAGACCCCACUGGCAGCUAGGCAUCGUAUCUCCAGAGCUACCCUCUGGACAACCCUUUAACCAUUCCAUUGACGUGCACGUCGUUCGAGUCCAGCUUGGACGACGGGCUUAUUCCGUUUCACUACUACGAGCACUACCAGCUUCCGCGCAAUCCACGCAGACCCAUCCAGCCGAUUCUGAUGGUCCAGGAAGUGACGACACCUGCCCCGCUCGACAUGGAAGGCAGCACGAGCGACGACGACAACGCGACGUCACACUUGUGGGCGUCUUCGUCGAGCCAGAUCGGCAUCGUCGACAUUCACAUGACGCUCCUCCCGUCUGGAUGGAGCUACCACGUCACGUACGACAUCUUGGUCUCGUUUCCAGACAUGCACCAGCAGUGGAUCGUGCGGCGGACGUACCAAGACUUUGUCGACCUCCAUCGCCACCUCCUUUCCACAUUUCACAAAAAGUUGACGCACCGACGCAUCACCGUUCCCCGUCAAUCCCGCGUCGAGUUUCACCUGUCCGUCGAGGCGCGGUACGCGCAGUCGGCGAAGCGCAUGCGCGAGCGCCUCAACGCAUACCUCCACCGCCUCCUCGAGAUUCAUGAUGUCCACACGAGCGGGGUGUUCCGACAAUUCUUCGUUCGACGUGACAGCGACUUUGACGUGGCAUCCACCGACCCGGCCACGUCGUCUCCAAGUGGCAUGUCGAUUACCAAACAGGUCGAUGCCAAGGAACUCGACGUGUCGCCAACAUCGAACGAGUCCGUGUGCUCGACAGCAUCCACAACCACGGCAUCGCAAUCGUACGACCUUGGGCCACUCGUUGCCGGUCGCGACUGGCAGCUGCACCACGCGCUCCGCCUCAGCGACAACGUGAGCUCGGCCAAGUUGACGGCGCAAGACAUGGUCGCCGGCGCCACGAUGCACCAAGCGCGGACGCCGCUGGACGUGCUGCCGCCCGUGGCGUCUGUCGUGCAAGUCACGUCCAACUGCUCGUCGCUCGUGUUAUACGGCAGCGCGGUGUCGAUUCGAACGUGUGGCGGGCUUCGCGUCGGCUUGACCAAGCGAAGCGCAUGGAGCGGCAGUCAAAAGAUGGCCGCCGUGGCCGCCGGCGGCGCGGGCAUGGUGCUACUCAGCGGCCCCGUCGGGCUCACGAUCGCCGCGAUCGGGUCCCUCGGCAAGCACCACUUGAGCAAGGCGCACUCGAUGUCCGUGCAGCCCAAGGACCAAGUCGUCCACGACGAAUUUCUCGUCGAAAGCGCGUCGCCGUUCAGCGGCGCCGCACGGCCGGUGCACUAUGGCGACCCGAUUCGCCUCGUCAACGUGUCCAAGCACCAAUAUGCCAAGGUCGCGCUCCCGGUCGAUAGCAAGCGCGGGUACGUGUCGCUGGCGUCGUCGAUCGCGGCGGCGUCCGUGUUUCGGUGGGUGUCGCCGCUGCAUUACGUCGGCCCGAUCGUGUGUGGCAGCCCCGUGUGCCUCCAAGUCGCCGACGACACCACGCCAUGGAAUAAUGAGCUCCUCGCGGUGCAUAAGGACUUUAUCACGACGGACGGCGCGCCCGCGGUGUGCCACUUAGUCCUACACAACCAUCCGUGCCUGGCCAACGAAGACAAGAGCUGCACGGUCUCACGACCGCUGCCGAAACCGGUCGUUGUGCGCGCCAUGGCGUACAACGUGUGGUUUCUUCCGCCGUGGGUGUCGUCGCUGUUCAACUUGUCGCCGUUCAAGGUCCAGCGCGCCCAUGCGAUCCCGGCCGCCCUGCCCGACGACCUCGACAUUGUCGUGUUUUGCGAAGUGUUUGAUGCCGGCGCCAAGAUCGUCCUGGCGACGGAAAUGAAGCGCCGCGGGUUUCUGUACGAGACACGAAAUGCCGGCGCGCGCCGUGGCGGGUUCAAGGCGAAAGCAAUCAACUCGGGCGUGUUUGCCAUGAGCAAGUAUCCCCUGGAGCACUACGACGAGCUCCUGUUUGGCGCGGCGGCGGCGGCCGACGACAAGGUCGCAGACAAGGGCGCGAUCUACGUGCAGAUGAAAAAACGGGGCGAAGUCAUCCACGUCGUGGGGACGCACAUGCAAGCGUGGGAGACGGACGCGGCAGUCGCGGCCCGCGACAAGCAGCUCAAGAUGCUGGCCGCGUGGGUCGACAGCAAAAAGAUCCCGAAACGCGAUGCGGUCGUGUAUGCCGGGGACUUUAACAUCGACUCGGCGUCGGCCGAGUUUGACACGAUGGUGACAACGUUGAAAGCCACAAACCCCCAGACGAUCGCCGGCACGUCCGAGUAUAGCUUUGAUCCGUUUACGAACGUCCUGGCGUCGACAGGCAAGAGCAGUGGCGGGAAACAGGAGCGCCUGGACUAUGUUAUGGUCGGCACCGAGCACCGGCAACCAACGUCGAGCUGGACCCAAGUCAUCCCGCUCAAGGUCGACCACGGAUGGGAAGACAAGGCGCUCUACGACACGAUCGUCACCGACCUCUCGGACCACUUCCCCGUCCUCUCUGAGUUUCACUUUGGGUAGCGCCGCCGCCGCCGCGCCGCCGCCUCGCUUGUAUUUAUUUGACCGUCUCGGUUUCGAUUUAAAAUUCAACAAAACGCAAUCCGUUGAUAUAGGACAAAACCCAA